Molecule: messenger RNA, 582 nt
Organism: Phascolarctos cinereus (koala)
Lineage: Eukaryota; Metazoa; Chordata; Mammalia; Diprotodontia; Phascolarctidae
Product: transforming protein RhoA-like
Biological process (GO): small GTPase-mediated signal transduction
Molecular function (GO): GTPase activity; GTP binding
Source: RefSeq, a predicted model, not a curated record
AUGGCUGCCAUCUGCAAAAAGCUGGUUAUAGUUGGUGAUGAUGAGUGUGGGAAGAUGUGCUUGCUGACCGUAUUUAGCAAAGAUCAAUUCCCUGACAUUUAUGUGCCCACUGUGUUUGAAAAUUAUGUAGCAGACAUUGAAGUGGAUGGAAAACAGGUGGCAUUGGCUUUGUGCGACACAGCUGGUCAAGAAGAUUAUCAUCACCUCAGACCUCUUUCCUACCCAGAUACCAAUGUUGUACUUACAUGUUUUUCCAUUGUUACCCCUGAGAGUUUAGAAAGUGUUCAAGACAAGUGGACCCCAGAGGUGAAGCAUUUCUGUCCCAACGUGCCCAUGAUCCUGGUUGGGAACGAGAAGGAUCUUCAAAAUGAUGAGCAUGUAAGACAUGAGCUGGCCAAGAAGAAGCAGGAGCCAGUGAAACCUGAAGAAGGCAGAGAUAUGGCAGAUCGGAUAGGGGCAUUUGGGUAUAUGGAGUGUUCAGCAAAGACCAAAGAGGGUGUGAGGGUGGUUUUUGAAAUGGCCACAAGAGUGGCUUUGCAUGCCAGACAUGGAAAGAAAAAGUCUGAGUGCCUUGUCUUGUAA